This is a messenger RNA of Acanthopagrus latus (yellowfin seabream), 1566 nucleotides long. RefSeq lists its product as uncharacterized. NCBI's taxonomy places the organism in Eukaryota, Metazoa, Chordata, Actinopteri, Spariformes, Sparidae. Bases 109 to 1119 code for a protein of 336 amino acids. The record is from RefSeq and is a predicted model, not a curated record. The transcript has 7 exons. Gene Ontology annotation, biological process: response to bacterium.
GUGAAAACCAGACGCGAGAGGGCAAAAGUGUUCUGCUGAUGUCUCGUCAUGUGACUCAUCUUACAGUACAGCCCAAAUCAACUCUGGUCUCCGUUGGUAAACCAGAAGAUGCUGAUCAUAGUUCACGUACUGCUCGUGCUCGAACUUGGAGGAUUCACAGCCGAUCCCAUCUUUGAGACACAGACUGUUGGUGUUGGACAGAAUGUGACUCUAACAUGUGAACGCCAGAAAACUUGGCAUCGCGCAUACUUACACUGGAUCAGACUUGUUUCUGGAAACUUUCCUGAAGUUUUAGGAGGAACAAGCGCCUUUGAUCUGGAGGAUUAUGUUGAGACUCGUCGCAUAACAGCAAAACAAGAGCCUGGAAAAUUUGUUUUGCAUAUUCUGGAAACACAGUUGGGCGAUACUGCAAUCUAUUACUGUAUAAAAGUGGUACAGUUAAAGAUGACAAUCUUGAAAGGAACAUUUCUGAGAAUUAAAGGACCAGAACCUGAUGUCACCGCUGUCAUUCAACUCCCUCCAUCUGAUCCGGUCCGUCCAGGAGACUCAGUGUCUCUGCAGUGUUCAGUCCUCUCUGACUCCCAGAACAAACCGUGUCCAGGAGAUCACAGUGUGUUCUGGUUCAGAGCCGGAUCAGAUGAAUCUGAGCCCAGUUUCAUUUACGCUCAUGGAAACAGUGGUGCUGAAUGUGAGACGAGUCUCGAGGCUCGAUCUCCACAGAAAUGUGUCUACAGCUUCUCUAAGAACGUCAGCUCCUCUGAUGCUGGGACUUAUUACUGCGCUGUGGCCACAUGUGGAGAGAUUCUGUUUGGAAAUGGAACAAAACUGGACAUUGAAGGAACCAGUUCCUCGGCACUGUCACUUGUUUAUCUGCUGUGUGCUGUCUUGGCUAUAAGUCUGGUUGUUGUAGCCUUCCUCAUUUAUCUUUACAACGCUGCUGUUGCCGGGCAGAAAAUCAGUGGUGGUCAAAAAACACAACAGACAGAUGUGGACAUGAGACUUUAUUCUGCGGCUGUUUUCACCGUGAUGAAAACUGACAGAGGUGUGAUGAAGCAUGCAGAAGCAGCAGAGACAGAGAGGAUCUACUCUGCUGUCAAGACCUUUGGGUUGGAUCAGUGACUUAAAAUGACGUGUUUGGUUGAUGUCAGUCCAUUUAGAGCUCAGUGGGUUUAUGUACAGUAGCUAGUAGAGGCUGUUAGGUAAAGCUUAUAUACACGUUACACCUCACUGUCUCUCUGAGUGGAAACUACUGCAGGCAGGAGUGAAACGUGCAAACUGAACCCAGACAGUAUUUAGUUUCACUCUUCAUGUGAACAGUGGUGGACAGCUUGUAGUUUUAAUCUGUCCCUCAGUCACUGUUGUGUCUCUUUCAUACAAAUGUACAAUGUUACAUUGCAGAAUAACUGGGCUGAUGUAAAGUUGAAGAUAUCAGCCUGGAGACUUUGUUGCACGCCAUGUUUAAUCUCUCUUCAGUCAUUUCUGUACUAUUGAAUCAGUACUAUUGCUUGAUCAGAUUGGUGUUCUGUUUUGGUUGUUGUUGUUUUUUCUUCUUCUUCUUUUUUUAUG